Messenger RNA from Striga asiatica, 916 nucleotides. Lineage: Eukaryota; Viridiplantae; Streptophyta; Magnoliopsida; Lamiales; Orobanchaceae. The record is from the annotation of a GenBank genome assembly.
CUUAUCCCCAAAUCCGUAGAUCUAAACCAAUGGCUAGCUCGAAUUUCCUAUGUAGAACCCUAAUCCGUUCCACCGCCUCCCCGGCCUCGCGCCGCCUCUCAGCCGUCAAGGCGCGGCCCAUCCGGUGCUUCUCCACCCUUCCGAAGAUAAGUACCUCGCGGCCGGAGCUCACGUCGUCGGACGUGGAAGCGAGGGUGGUGGAGAGGAUUGAGGACUACAUCCACAGCAUAAUUGUCCAGAGAUCCAGGCCUGAUUGGCUUCCCUUCGUCCCCGGGGGCUCGUUCUGGGUCCCGCCGCGUCCUAGCUCGUACGGCGUAUCUGACGUCGUGCACAGGCUCGCUAACGCGCCGACGGAGGAGGAGAACCUGUCUACGGUUAGCAUGCAGGGGUGGCCUUCCUCAGAUUUCUAUUUGCCCGAUGAGGAAUCACCUCACAUUGAGUUCAGGACAGCUGAGUUGUCGUCAGCUGAGGCCUCCCAUGAUGAGGAAGGAUGAAGAAUUCGAAUGUAAAUGACAUGUCCUUGUUAAGAUGUUGUGAAAACUGUAACCGACAUGUGUAUCUGCUUUGAGUUGAUAGGAUCUGUACAUAACGAAAUUGGCGGUACUACAAGAGUGUAUUUUAGCAAACUCUUAAGUAUCAUAUAAGUCAUCACGUCAUUUGGUUAAACUAUUGCCUCAUCGUGAUGCUUGGUUGAGUGUUCCAUGUUUUCAGUUGUUUUACAAGUUUAUGGUCUUUUGUUGAAUUUUAUUCACUAGUUCAAUAUGGAUCAUCUUUGUCAUGAAAAGAUGUUUCUCAAGCCUACAUAAUAACGUACAUUUAUACGAGGGCCAAUAGAAAUUAUUUCCAGCAAUUGUAGCCUUGUGGAUGUUACCCGAUCUUUAUCAUCAAUUUAAUGUUUUGAUCAUAAAUAUAUGAA